Ahaetulla prasina is the source of this 3262-nucleotide messenger RNA. It is a transcript of the gene MGST1, whose product is annotated as microsomal glutathione S-transferase 1. Gene Ontology annotation, cellular component: mitochondrion; membrane. Bases 148 to 618 code for a protein of 156 amino acids. Gene Ontology annotation, molecular function: glutathione transferase activity. The record is from RefSeq and is a predicted model, not a curated record. Lineage: Eukaryota; Metazoa; Chordata; Lepidosauria; Squamata; Colubridae. The transcript is spliced from 4 exons.
UGGUGGGUGUGUGAGAGAGAGAGUUGAGUGAAAGCUGGACGUUGUUUCCCUUAAGAGAUCAGCGCAAAUCUCUCUCCCCACACCUCCCCUCUGGGACUGUGGGAAACCCGCUCACUUGCACAGGUCUUUGGCGGAAACUGUGCCAAGAUGCGAAGCUUCCAUGAAUUACUAGAUCAUGAUGUCACUAUGGCAUUUAUGAGAUAUGGAACCAUUCUUAUAGUGAAAAUGAUGCUCAUGAGCGCUGUCACGGCUUUCUUCCGAAUGAAGAAAAAGGCAUUUGUUAAUCCUGAAGAUACAGCGUCGUUUGGAAAAGGAGAGAACGCGAAAAAGUAUCUAAGGACUGAUCCUGAUGUGGAACGUGUACGCAGAAUCCACCUCAACGACCUGGAGAACAUUAUUCCAUUUCUUUUUGCUGGGUUCUUCUACUCUUUAAGUGGCGUGUCCCUCGCCACUGCUUUGCUGCACUACCGAAUUUUUCUUGGUUCUAGGAUCUUCCACACCGUUGCUUACCUGUUACCUCUCCCCCAGCCCAGUAGAGGUUUGGCUUGGAUGGCUGGUUACUUAGUCACCUUUUCAAUGAUAUACAAGAUUGUAAUGAUUGCUUUCACCAUGUCUUAGAAAAAAGCUAACACUAUUUUUAGCCUGUUGUACCAUAUCCAACCAAUAGAAGAGAAUAUAUUUAGCUCUGGGUCGAACAAUGGAGUCCUCGGUGCUUUAUGAACUUGUUUGCUUGUUUGCACCAAACUAGGUAACACUAUCAGUGCUAAUGAGUGUGGAGUUUGCUCCCUGUGCUGCUUCUGGUGGGAGUGUGGUUUUCUCCUUGGUGGUUUCUUGAUUUGAGGAACUAUGAAAGACAUAUAAACAUGACAAAUAAACAAAUCUGCCUGAAUCAAGGAAUUACCAGAGAGAAAAACCACGGCCCCACCAAAACUGACAGGACAAGCUAUUGUAUAUGAAUGGAGAAAACCCCACGCUCACUAGCAUUGAUAAUGUUACUUAAUUGGGUAAUGAAACAUCUGCAAGCAACCAAGCUCAAGAACCAAGGACUCCACCAUUAAUUCUUCCUCAAGAAACUCCUUCAUAUCUGCCUCCCAACUUUCCAGUUUAUACUUGUGCCUCCUGGGACGUUGGAUCUCUCAGCUGCCUUGUAGGCCUGACACUUACGGAACUCUUUUUGCCAUUAUAUGCUAAAACCUGGUAUGAACCUCUCUUCCAAGGAAAUACGUCCCUGAUACUUCCUCUUAAUGGAGCGUCACUCAAUGAUAGCACAAAUACUUUGUGUCCUAGGCACAACCUCUGUUAGCAUAAAAAGUCACCUAUAAGACAAUGGUUAUAUUCUUUGUCUCCCGUUCCUUCCUCUCACUCUCAAUAUGUGAGAAAUUCAGUGUGAGUGAUUAAAUCUGAGGCCAUUAUAUACACAAAACAUUGGCCCUGCCACUGAAAGGUGAUUUCUUUCCACGGUGUCGCCUUUUUUCAAAAUCACUGAAGCUGGUUGUCUCUUUAUCCUCUGUUGUUGUCUAAUGGCUCAUGUUUUCUAUUUUUCAAAUAAGAUUGGAAGCCAUGACAUACAUGGGGGGCAGCUUUCUUUGAAAGUAUCAAAUGUGGAAGACUGACAAUAAAACAGUGUUCUCUAACUUAGGCCCAUCCUGAUAAGUCGGGAUCAUUAUCAGUGGUUCUGGCUUGGUAGUAACAAAAGUUGUAGACCACGUUUAGAGAGCUGCAAGCUGGAGGAGACUAUUACAAAGAAUAGCCACCCUCUUUGCCCUUCCAGUUACAUCAAUUUGAUGGCUGUUGACAAAAAAACAACAACCAAGGGCGAGUUGGAUUUCUGGUUUGAUCGCCAAGUCUUUCUUGGAUUUGCUUGCAAAACUUCCUUGUUUCUUUCAGUGUUAUGAGAGAAGGGAAGAUGUUCUCCACUUUGUAAGACCCUGGCCUACAAUAAGUGAUGGUAAAAUCCCUUUUUCUGAGGUAUUAAUUUUUCUAGGAUAUUACCGUAUUUUUCAGACUAUUAGACGCACCUAAAUUUAGAAUAGGAAAGUAAAAAAAAAAAGUUUUUGGCCUUGGCGCACCUCAUUUUCGGCCCCUUUCCAGCCUUUUUUUUUUAGCUCGUUUUUAGGGCUUUUUUUCUCCUAUUUUUUUGGGGGGGAAAAAACAGACCGAAAAAAGCCUUGAAAAGGGGCCAAAAAAGCCUCAAAAAGGGGCUGAAAAAAGCCUCGAAAACAGGCUGAAAACAGUCUCAAAUCUGGGCCAAAAGCCCCCAAAACAGGCCAAAAAACACCUCAAAAACGGGCUGAAAAAAGCUCCGAAAACAGGCUGAAAAAGGCUGGAAAAUGGGGCGGGCAGAGCCUCCAAAAUGGUGGGUGGGCGGGGCUUCAGCAGUAUUCAGUCUAUAUGACGCACAAACAUAUUCACCCCCUUUUGGGAGACAAAAAAGUGCGUCUUAUAGUCCAAAAAAUAUGGUCAUUCUUUAAUUUGUCAUUUUUGAGGCACUGCAUUAUCUCUGCAAUAAAUGCAGAACAUAUGAGAAGCAAAUAAUGGCUUUACUCUAUGGUCCAUCUUGAGCGGUUGAGAUACAGUCUUCCAGAUGGCCUUAGAAUAAAACUCCUUUUACCCCUGGCGAUUAGCUGUGCUAACUGAUGAACAUUGGAAGUUCAACAGUAUCUGAAAAGCCAGACAUUUGGGUAGGUCCUAGGAUGGUAGAUCUGGGAAGUUAACAGUGCAUUUGAAGCUCACAAAGGAUGUCUUAGUUCCAGCUCUUUAGCCCUGUUAACUUCUCAUCUUCAUCCUGGAGUUGAGUUCUUGGUUUGGUUCCUGGAUAGUAAAUUUGAAUCUAUGGUUCUGAAUAAAUAGUUCCACAACAUCUGAAGAGCCGUGGGAUUUCCCACUCCUGUUUUAUGUUUUGGGUGCACAGGGCCAGAAGUUAUAAACCAAUUCACAGAAUUUGCACACAGACGAUGGGCUUCGAAUGUUUCACCACUUUUUGACGUUCCUCGUGUUCUUAUCAGCAUUCCAAAUACUUUGGUUAAAUUGAAGCUGGUGUGCGUUCCCGUUUCUGUUUGUUAAGAUUUGAACCUUGUGAGCAUCUUCCUUUAUCCCUCCUUUUCUCCUUCACAUGUUGUCUUCCCUCACGCAAAGCUUUAACGACUUUUAAUGUGCACUCUCUCUUUUGAGAGCAUAUGUGAAUAAUAAUUUUCUACAUAUGCUAUUUUGGGAUGUAUCUUUUUGAAGCAUAAAUAAUAAAGGCAACAGCAGGAAAAAAAAG